This is a messenger RNA of Falco peregrinus (peregrine falcon), 667 nucleotides long. It is a transcript of the gene ATP5PD, whose product is annotated as ATP synthase peripheral stalk subunit d. Gene Ontology annotation, biological process: proton motive force-driven ATP synthesis. The record is from RefSeq and is a predicted model, not a curated record. The coding region runs from base 110 to 595 and encodes 161 amino acids. Gene Ontology annotation, molecular function: proton transmembrane transporter activity. NCBI's taxonomy places the organism in Eukaryota, Metazoa, Chordata, Aves, Falconiformes, Falconidae. The transcript has 6 exons.
CGGCGAUUUCCGGUGAGGCUGCGCUCUGAUUGGGCGGCGGGGGGGGACUUCCGGCGCUGCUGGCGUCUGCGCCUGGGCACGGCGGUGGCGGUCAGUGAAGCCCGGAACCAUGGCGGGCCGCAGAGCUGCCAUCAAGGCCAUUGACUGGGCGGCCUUCGCUGAGAGGGUGCCUCCCAACCAGAAGGCCAUGUUCAACGCCCUGAAGACCCGCAGCGAUGCACUGUCAGCCCGGUUGGCCACCCUGCCGGAGAAACCCCCGACCAUCGACUGGGCUUACUACAAGGCUACUGUUGCUAAAGCUGGCAUGGUGGACGAGUUUCAGAAGAAGUUCAGUGCACUACAGGUUCCUGAGCCAAAGGAUACACAAACUGCCAAAAUUGAUGCCCAAGAGCAGGAAGCUGCAAAGAGCACUGCUGAAUACGUCCAGGCUUCCAAAGCUCGUGUUGUCCAGUAUGAGCAGCAACUUCAGAAGCUCAGGAACAUGAUUCCCUUUGAACAGAUGACGCUUGAAGACUUGCACGAAGCCUUCCCUGAAACGAAACUGGACAAGGAGAAAUACCCGUACUGGCCCCACAAACCCAUUGCUGAUCUGUAAACUUGUCAGGAAGCAGUUUGUCUAACGACUGUCAGAUGCUGUGAUCUUCUAAAUAAAGUAGUUUCCCUCCUG